CAAAUGGGCCCUUAAUAAUUCGAAAUAUUUAUAAAAUAUCUUUAAGGAACAUCUUACAUAUCGAUAGUAUCUGUGUAAAGUAGAACAGAACAACUACAUUAUUAAUUAUACUGCUUCCCGAUAUUUCUUGUUUUCUUCUCUAGAGCAAUAAAUUUGCUGGCACUUUUAGAUCUUUUUUUCCCCCAAGAAAUCAUAACUAAUGGACCCCCUGCCUGGUCUUGUUAGCUAAUUUCAAGCUAAAAUUGAGGUGAGAAUCUUUAAUGGAUUUCUUGAUUUUACAGAUUCUCAAUAGGUUUGAGCACUAGCAGCUGACUGUAACAUUGAUUUUUAGUUAGGAAAAAAGUAUAACAGUGUGCCGAUUUAGGAUCUGAUUCUCUCUUAAGAAAACAUGACAGCUUUUAGUGGCUUAGGUAUUGGUUUGAGUUUCCUUUUUGGUUGCAUGGUAAUGGGAUUUGCUGCAGAAUUGUACUACCUGUUGUGGGUGAAAAAAAGAAUCUCAAAAGGAUCAAAUGGGGAUCAAUACACAACUUAUGCUAGUGAGCUUUCUUCCCUUUUCAAUUGGAAGAAAACUAACUCUUUAAGCAAAAUUAGCACUCAAGAAGUUACGACAAAUUCAAGAAAUCAAGGUCAAGAUUUGGAGCUAGGGACCAACAGCGAUAGUGAAGAAUCCAUAAAAUUGGAAGGAUACAGAGAAGAUAGCGCAGAGUUAGAGUUGAUGAGGUUACAUAAUCUUAGAUUCCUCUCCACGAUUAAAGAGGAGACAAAGGAAGAUUUAGAAUCCGAUGAUGAAAAAUCGAGAGGUGAUAGAAGCAGAAAAGCUUCGAAAAGCAGAAGCUUUACUGACCUUACCCUGGUUCUCACUCCUCUAUCUUCACCGCGCGUGAAGUGUCAGUCUUCUGACGCUUACAAUUGUCAGGGAUUUAGUUUCAAUCCUCUCUUUGAAUCUGAAAUCAAGAGUCUGAAAACUUCACCACCAUCAAAAUUCAAGUUCUUGAGGGAUGCUGAAGAGAAACUUAUAAGGAGAUUACUUGAAGAAUCUGAGAGAAGAAAAGUUCUUAGUAAUGGUGCUUCUGAUCAAGAUUCUUUAAUGAAACCUUCAUCAAAUUUCAACAGUGUUCAAUGAAGAAAGAGAUGAAUCUUUUAUUUCUUUCAACAAUUACCAGUAUUAGAGCAACGAUGAAUGUUCUACAUUCUACGUCACAGCGGCCUUUCCCCAAACGUUCUUGGAGCAACAAUAAAAUUGUAGGUCGAGUCCUGAAAGUAGCAAGUAGAUUGUCUGCAUUACACCUCAGAGAUGCUUUGGGCACCAAAUUGUUUUCUUUUUUUGUUGUUGUUUUAAUGACCAAUGCACCAUUCUGCGUCUGCACAGAUACUUCCCUCAGCUUCUGCGCGUAAUUCACCAUAAAGGUUUAGAUUUCUGUUUUAAAUCUUUCAUCUAUAGCCAAAAGUAUAGCAAAAAAAACACCCAUGUAUUUACUUUAGUGCAGGUAGAAAAUAUAAAUUUGCUAGCUUGUAAUUCUAUUUAAUUUGUUUUUAAGUACUCUGCUCAUUUUGUUUUAUA
Messenger RNA from Capsicum annuum, 1561 nucleotides. RefSeq lists its product as uncharacterized. The record is from RefSeq and is a predicted model, not a curated record. The coding region runs from base 389 to 1123 and encodes 244 amino acids. The transcript has a single exon. NCBI's taxonomy places the organism in Eukaryota, Viridiplantae, Streptophyta, Magnoliopsida, Solanales, Solanaceae.